Halteromyces radiatus is the source of this 2751-nucleotide messenger RNA. RefSeq names its product Sodium/hydrogen exchanger family-domain-containing protein. Gene Ontology annotation, molecular function: sodium:proton antiporter activity; structural molecule activity. Lineage: Eukaryota; Fungi; Mucoromycota; Mucoromycetes; Mucorales; Cunninghamellaceae. Gene Ontology annotation, biological process: intracellular protein transport; proton transmembrane transport; sodium ion transport. The transcript has 10 exons. The record is from RefSeq and is a predicted model, not a curated record. Gene Ontology annotation, cellular component: late endosome; early endosome; fungal-type vacuole membrane. The coding region runs from base 1 to 2751 and encodes 916 amino acids.
AUGUCUGACUACAUUGGAAGUCCUAACACUGAAGAUCCUACUGCUGAUUUUCUUGCUCGUGAACGUGCAGCUUUGGGUGAAGAUGCCGAUUUCUUCACAGACGAUCAUGUGGCAAUAACUCCAUUACCACCGGGAAUAUCAUCGCCUUCGUUUCUUGAAUCACCUGCACUUCCUUCACCUACUGGUAUCUUAUCUCCUAGUUCAGCUACAUUAAACACAGAAGAUCUCAUUCAACAAAGCAACCAAGUGUCUCAAUUUGAAACAAGUUAUCCCAACCCUGAUGAAUUGGAAUCCUCUCAGGCAUUCCAACAAGCCAUGUUACCCGAUGAAGAACCAGAAACUGUCAGGCAAUGGCGUGAAAAACAAAACGAAAUCCUAGCCGAACGUGAUCAACAGGCUGAAAAGAAAAGACAGGAAAUUAUUCAACAAGCUCAUACAGAUAUCGACAGGUUUUAUGAGGAAUACAAUGAAAAGAAACAACAAUCUAUUGAAAGAAACAGGCAACGUGAAGAAGAAAGACAAAAAGAAAAAGAUGAUUUGACAACAGGUACUAACAUUUGGGAACGUACUCUCAAGGAAAUCAAUAAUACAAGAGGAUCAUCAAAGGAUAGUAACGUAGCUCGUAUGAAGGAAAUCAUGGUUGAAUUGAAGAAAUCAAAAGAUGCCCCUGGAAACCUGUUUGCUGAAAUGAACGCGAACGAAACGGAUCCUUCAAUGCCUUUACCAGAUGAACCCAUGGAAGAAGAAAUGUACUCGGCGUGGGCACUUUUGAUUCUUAUGACUCUUUUGAUUGGUGCACUUUGGGCAAGUUACUACUUACAACUUCGAAAAAUCCGAGCAAUACAUGAAACGGUGAUAUCUAUUAUGGCUGGAAUGAUUGUUGGCUUGAUCAUCAAACUAUCUCCGGGAACUAUUAUCCAAAAAAUGAUGCAAUUCAAUCAAGGUUAUUUUUUCAACUUACUACUUCCACCCAUUAUUCUCAAUUCUGGCUAUGAAUUGAAAAGGAGGAACUUUUUCUUCAACUUUGGAACUAUUUUGACUUUUGCCAUGGUGGGAACCUUCAUUGCAGCUGUUGUUACUGGGAUGCUAACCUUUUUGUUCGCAUUGCUUCAUUUGGAAGGGAUCAAUAUUAGUUUCUUGGAUAGUAUGAUAUUUGGAUCUAUAUUAUCAGCAACUGAUCCUGUUACCAUUCUUGCCAUCUUUUCUCAAUUACAUGUGGAUCCUCAAUUAUUUUCCAUUAUCUCUGGUGAAUCUCUACUCAAUGAUGCUGUUGCUAUUGUAUUAUCAGAAACUUUACGAAAAUUCCGUGGUCAAGAUUUGCAUGCUGUCAAUAUAUUCAAAGGUAUUGGUCUUUUUUUGGGUGUAUUUUCAGCCUCCACCUUUAUUGGUAUACUCUUUGGUAUAGGAGUGGCUCUGAUGCUCAAGUACUCCCAACUUUAUCGAUUACCAAAUAUUGAAGCUUGUUUGAUCAGUUUGAUGGCUUACAGUAGUUACCUUUUCUCAAACGCUGCUCAAAUGUCUGGUAUUGUCACUCUUCUUUUUACUGGUAUUACACUCAAGCAUUAUGCCUACGACAAUAUGUCUCUACGAACCAAACGCGCUACACGUUAUGUCUUUCAAAUUUUGUCGCAACUGUCGGAAAACUUUAUCUUUAUCUAUCUUGGAGUCAAUCUAUUUACACAAACAGAAUUGGAUUACAAACCCAUUUUUAUAAUGAUGACUACAGUUUUUAUCUGUGUUGCACGUUAUUUAUCGGUAGCCCCUAUAUCGUUUAUCAUCAACGGAAUAUGUCGAGCAGUAGGAAAACCCGAAAUAUUACCAAGAUCUCAUCAACUAAUGCUUUUCUGGGCGGGUUUAAGAGGAGCAGUGGCUUUUGCUUUGGCUUCAAGUCUUUCUGGAGAAAGUGGAUCAGCUAUGAGAACAACUAUUUUGGCAGUGGUUGUCCUUACCGUUCUUAUAUUUGGCGGUACCACCAAUCGUAUGCUUCAAGUAUUGGAAAUCAAAACUGGUGUAGUAGAACCUGAUGAUUCUUGUAGUGAAGAUGAAGAAGAUGUGGAUCCUCAACAUUGGGAAACCCGGAACAAUAUUAGACGACGAGGACGACGACGACAAUUAUCAAUUUCACAACGACAACAACAAAAUGAUCAAAGUCGAUCUUCUUCUCAAGAACAUUUAUUAGAUAUGAAUGGUGGCAACGCUAUAUAUGAUGAUGAUGAUGAUAUGGAUUUAGAGGAGGAGGAGGAUUACAUGGUGAAUUCUUCUCAACGACAAUAUCGGCAAGAACAGACUGAUGUUUCUAUUGGUGGUUUACUCUCUGGGCCUCUUGGUACACCUAUUCCUGAACCGGAUCAACCUCAUUGGUUCAUGUCAUUUGAUGAGAAAUGGCUAAAACCUCUAUUGACCAAGAAACAUGUGCAGGCACGAAACCAAACGUUGGCGGAAUAUUGGCGAGAAAAACGUAAGAAAAUGGAACGAGAAAAUCAAAAUAUGUUGGCAGGUAUCCGUGGCAUUCAAUUUAGAAAUAAUGGAUAUCGACAACAAGAACAAGAUGCUAUGACAUUGAAAUCGGUUCAUGGUACAACUGGCUAUGAUGAUGGUAUUCAACAACAACAACAACAACAAGAUACUAAUGAAUGGGAACAACAAGCUUCAGAUAGGAGUAUUUUCAAUACACCUUCGACAAAUAGCAAACUUGUUAUUGGUUCUGGACGUGUCUUUGGUCGAUCUCCUUCAACUCCUCCUGAUGUAUAA